This is a messenger RNA of Tachysurus vachellii, 1476 nucleotides long. It is a transcript of the gene wdr89, whose product is annotated as WD repeat domain 89. Lineage: Eukaryota; Metazoa; Chordata; Actinopteri; Siluriformes; Bagridae. The transcript is spliced from 3 exons. Bases 247 to 1398 code for a protein of 383 amino acids. Gene Ontology annotation, molecular function: protein binding. The record is from RefSeq and is a predicted model, not a curated record.
GCGGAAAUGGAAGAAUACUAAAGUGGUCUAUCUAAUAUAGUGUGUGUGAAUGUCGGAAACACAGAAGCGAUGUAGUGAUUAGUGCGUUAUUAGUGUAGCUAUAUGUAGUGAUUAGUGCGUUAUUACUGUAGCUAUAUGUAGUGAUUAGUGCGUUAUUACUGUAGCUAUAUGUAGUGAUUAGUGCGUUAUUACUGAGUCUCGGACAGUCGGCGUUUUACAGAGUCCCAAUACUUCUAUUCCACUCUCAUGGAUUCUCUUGAAGACACCUUCGAGGGGCUGUCAAUCUCCAGACGCUUGCAGCCAGACGAUCCUUCGUACAUACUGGACUUAAGCCUUUCUACUAUAGACCUUAUCGCCGUGUCGUGCUCCAAUCAUGCUGUUCGCCUGCACGCUAAAGAGACCCUCAGAGUUCUGGGAGAAUAUCAGGGCCACACCGGGGCCGUUUUCGGGGUUCGGUUUUCUCCGUCUCUACCCAAUCUGCUCUUUACCGGCUCUUCGGACGGUACGGUACGAAGCUGGGAUGUGCGUCAGCCCGGUUCCUCCGUGGUUCGAGUGUUCAGGAGCGAUCCAGAUCAUGCGUACUGUUCCUUCGACGUGAGCUGUAAUGACACGGUUGUGUGUGCCGGCACCGAACAGCUGGGUGAAGACAGCUUUCUGGUUUUCUGGGAUUCGCGGAUGAUGGGAAGUGGAACCAAAAAGGACGGGCUGCUGGGCGUAUACUCCGAGUCGCACAGUGACGACAUAACAGCCGUGCGCUUCCACCCAAAGCAGGCUGACAGGCUGGCGUCGGGUUCAACAGAUGGCCUGGUGAACGUGUUCGAUUUGAGUUUGGGUAAAGAAGACGACGCUCUUGUCACCACGUGCAACUGCGACUCCUCCGCCAGUGCCCUCUGUUGGUCAGGUAAAAAUCGGGACCAGCUGCUGUGUCUGACUCACGACGAAGGCCUCCAGCUGUGGGAUUUGUCCCGGCUGGACAGCGACGACUCGUUCACCCUUUUCAGUUCGGCCGACGCUCGAACCCUUGUCUCCUUACCCGAGGGAACCUCCCUGGACUAUUUUGUGGGCGGAAUGUGGCUGGAGGAAGCAGCUUGUUUGGUCGUCUUGGGCGGAACCCACAGCGGAGAGCUCCACUUGCUGGACUGCAGCAGCACUGAACUGAAACUGAUGAAGUCACUGAUCGGCGGCCAUUCGUCCACGGUGAGGUGUUUUCAGUGGGACGCGGUGGGCAACGCUUUGCUGACAGGCGGAGAGGACGGCCAGCUGCUGCAGUGGAAGGCGGGAGCCGAGGAGAUCAGCGUGGGGAAGAGAGACAACUUUAAAAGCAUCUCGUCUGUGCAACUUAAAGCAAAAUCACAAAGGAAGCAGGCGUUGAAAAGAGAGAAGAAGUGUACAUUUUAAUUUUCAUCCUUUCUGUGGAAGAUUAGACUUUUACAAUAUUGAACAUGGAUUAUAUUUUAAUAAAACAUUAUGAUGAAA